GAUGGUUCUCUUACUUUCUCUGCCUGGAGAGUGAGAAAGCCACAGAAUCGCAAGAUGGGAUUACUCCAGUUGAUAUGAUAUAACCGAGGAGACAGUGGCAGCAUUCUCGGUUUGAACCGGCAGCGAAAAUGAAGUCGCGAUUCAACACCAUCGAUAUCCGAGCGAUUGUAUCUGAACUGCAGAGCUUACUGGGAAUGAGGGUAAACAAUGUGUAUGAUGUGGACAACAAAACAUACCUCAUUCGACUUCAGAAGCCAGAAUCAAAAGCUGUACUUUUGGUUGAAUCUGGCAUCCGGAUCCACACAACUGAGUUUGAAUGGCCAAAGAAUAUGAUGCCUUCAGGCUUUGCAAUGAAGUGCCGCAAACAUUUAAAAUCGCGAAGAUUGAUCCACAUUAAGCAACUUGGUGUUGAUAGGAUAGUUGAUUUUCAAUUUGGCUCUGAUCAAGCAGCUUAUCAUGUGAUUGUUGAACUAUAUGACCGAGGUAACAUAAUCCUCACUGACAAUGAGUAUACAAUUCUAAAUCUCCUGCGUUUCCGUACUGAUGAGGUGCAAGAUGUGAAGUUUGCUGUUCGUGAACGAUAUCCUGUUGAUCGUGCUAAAGGUCCAGAGCCUCCACUAUCUUUAGAGAGGUUGACUGAGGUCUUGGCUAAUACACCAAAAGGAGAACAAAUAAAGAAAGUACUCAAUCCCCACCUUUCUUGUGGAGCAACACUGAUUGAACAUUGCCUGAUCAAAUUUGGAAUCUCGAGUAACACAAAAGUAGGCGAAGAUUUUGAUUUGUCUAAAGAUGGAGUGAAACUUUUGGCUGCUCUACAGUCGGCUGAGGAUUUUAUGGAGAUGACAGCUAACUUUAAAGGACAGGGUUAUAUAAUACAGAAACAAGACAGAAAGCCAAGUUUGGAUCCAGACAAACCACCUGAGGAGUUAUUAACCUAUGAGGAAUUUCAUCCGUUUCUUUAUGAACAGCAUGCAAAGUAUUCUUGCAUAGUGUUCGACUCAUUUGAUAAGGCAGUUGAUGAGUUUUACUCAAAGCUAGAAAGCCAGAAAAUAGACUUAAAAGCUUUGCAACAGGAAAAACAAGCAUUGAAGAAACUGGAAAAUGUUCGUAAAGACCAUGAAAAAAGAUUGGAUGCACUACAAGCAAAUCAGGAAUAUGACAAGUUGAAAGGAGAGCUAAUUGAGAUGAAUCUGAAUGCUGUUGAUAAAGCUAUUGAAGUGAUACGCAGUGCCUUAGCUAAUCAGAUUGACUGGACAGAAAUUGGGAGCAUUGUAAAAGAAGCACAGGAACAAGAAGAUGCAGUAGCUUGUUCCAUUAAAGAGCUGAAGCUGAACACCAACCACAUUACUAUGUUGCUGAAAAACCCAUAUAUAAGUGAUGAUGAAGAUCAAGACGAUAUUGAUCUGGAUGAAGAUGUUCAAAAUGAACAAGCAAAGGCCAAAAAGAAAAAGGAUAAAAAGAAGCAGCAAAAGAAAAUGCUACAAAAAAACAGACCAGUGUUAGUGGAUGUGGAUCUUAGUCUGUCUGCUUAUGCUAAUGCAAAAAAAUAUUAUGAUCACAAAAGGCAUGCAGCAAAGAAGGAACAGAAGACAGUUGAAGCUGCAGAAAAGGCAUUUAAAUCAGCGGAGAAAAAGACAAAAAGAACCUUAAAAGAAGUUCAAACUGUUAUUACAAUUCAGAAGGCAAGAAAAGUAUAUUGGUUUGAGAAGUUCUUGUGGUUUAUCAGCAGUGAAAACUACCUCGUUAUAGCUGGUCGAGACCAGCAACAAAAUGAGUUGAUUGUCAAACGGUAUCUUAAAUCAGGUGAUAUUUAUGUACAUGCUGAUCUCCAUGGUGCUACCAGCUGUGUCAUCAAGAACCCAAAAGGGGAACCAAUUCCACCACGUACAUUAACUGAAGCUGGCACAAUGGCAGUUUGCUACAGUGCUGCAUGGGAAGCACGUGUAAUUACUAGUGCUUGGUGGGUCUAUCAUAAUCAGGUAUCAAAGACAGCACCCACAGGAGAAUAUCUGACCACAGGAAGUUUCAUGAUCAGAGGUAAAAAGAACUAUCUUCCACCUUCGUAUCUUAUGAUGGGAUUUGGCUUUUUAUUUAAGGUUGAUGAACAAUUUAUAUGUAGGCACGUAGGUGAGCGGAAAGUAAAAGUGCAAGAUGAAGACAUGGAGACGGUAACUAGCAGCACAUCGGAACUAUUUUCUGAGGAUACUAUACCUUUAGCCCAGUCAGACAAUGAUGAAAGCAGUAGCGAUGAAAACCAGGAGACUGGUACAGAAGCUGGAAACAAUCAUUGUGAAGAGAUGAAGGGGAUUGGAGAAGGUCAGCAGGAUGAGAGCAGUAGUGAUGAUGACAAAGAGGCUCCUACACAAGCUGGAAAAGACCAGUGUAAAGAGGUGCACAGGGUUGCAGAUGUUCAACAGAACAAUGAUGAUAGCAGUAGUUCUGAUGAUACAGAGACCAGUAUUGAAGCUGAAAACAACCAGCAUGAAGAGGUGAAAAGAGCUGCAGCGGAUCACCAGGACACUGAGAGCAGUAGUGGUGAUGAGAAAGAGGUGAGUAAAGAAACUGAUAACAAGCAGUGCAAAGAGGUGCAAGUGACUGCAAAGGACCAAAAGGACAAGGCCGAAGAUGAAUUGGACAAACAAGCUGAAAAGGAGGAUGAUCUGAAAGAAUCUGGAGAUUUGCAGAAGGUUGAGAUAGAUCAGGAUGAAGAAGAAAAUGCAAAAUUUAGUUAUCCUGACACAGCUAUUGAUCUGUCACAUCUUCAGUCUAAGAGAUCUAUCCAGAUACAUAACACAUCAUCGAAAGAAGAACUGAUUGAAGAAAUAUGGGUUGAUGGGAAAUCACAAAGUCGGAAACACCUAUCAGUCAAAGAAAGGAAAGAAAUGAAGAGAAAGAAAAAAUUGGCGUCUGAGGACUCUGAACAAAUAAUUCAGUUAGAAACUAGAAAAACACAAUCUGUGGAAGAACAGGAUACAAAAAAAUCAUCAUCUUCUCAACAGCCUUUGAAAAGAGGACAAAAGGCUAAACUGAAGAAAAUUAAAGAAAAAUAUAAAGAUCAAGAUGAAGAGGAUCGUGAAUUAAUGAUGAAAUUACUUGGGUCAGCAGGCUCAAGUAAAGAGGAAAAGACGAAGAAAGGUAAAAAGGGAAAAGCAAAAAAAACUACUAAAACACAGCAGGUGAAGCAGCAGUCUUCAAACAAAACGAGUAGUGUUGAAAGCAAAGAGCAAAAUCUCGACCAUGUUACACAUCAUAUGGCAGAAGUUACUAUAGAGGAGAGUGCUGUCGAAGAUCAUCAAGAAGACCAGGACGAACCAGAGCAAGAUCUGCAAGCGGCUGAGGAGGGUGAGAAAUUGCUGAACUCACUAACUGGUCAGCCUUAUCCGGAUGAUGUGUUGCUGUUUGCUGUACCUUUCUGUGCUCCAUACACUGCCAUGAAUAAUUAUAAAUACAAGGUGAAACUCACACCUGGAACACAGAAAAAAGGGAAGGCGGCUAAAACAGCCUUGCACAACUUCAUGCAUUCCAAAGAAGCCAUGCCACGGGAAAAAGAUUUAUUACGCAGUGUGAAGGAUACAGAUUUGUCAAGAAACAUACCUGGCAAGGUGAAGGUUUCAGCGCCUAAUUUAUUAGCUAAUAAACGGAAGUAAUUACAUGGGAUUUACAUUGGUUUGAAUUUACAUGACAGUCCUUGGAGACAUUAAUAUGUAGCACAUCUAAAGAAAACCCCAGAGAGCUGAUUGAUUAAAAAUUUAAAUAUGACCAGAAUAAGUGAUUAACACGUGUCUGUGCUUGGUUUUGUGCUGCUUGAAGCUUAGAAAUAAAGCUGCUGUUGAAUAGA
Messenger RNA from Hemiscyllium ocellatum (epaulette shark), 3838 nucleotides. Its product is annotated as ribosome quality control complex subunit NEMF-like. Gene Ontology annotation, molecular function: ribosomal large subunit binding; tRNA binding. Gene Ontology annotation, cellular component: RQC complex. Bases 129 to 3647 code for a protein of 1172 amino acids. The record is from RefSeq and is a predicted model, not a curated record. The transcript has 34 exons. Gene Ontology annotation, biological process: rescue of stalled cytosolic ribosome; ribosome-associated ubiquitin-dependent protein catabolic process. NCBI's taxonomy places the organism in Eukaryota, Metazoa, Chordata, Chondrichthyes, Orectolobiformes, Hemiscylliidae.